This is a messenger RNA of Neurospora tetrasperma FGSC 2508, 376 nucleotides long. RefSeq lists its product as uncharacterized. The record is from RefSeq and is a predicted model, not a curated record. Bases 183 to 368 code for a protein of 61 amino acids. Lineage: Eukaryota; Fungi; Ascomycota; Sordariomycetes; Sordariales; Sordariaceae. The transcript has 2 exons.
GUAGAAGAGAGUAAUUGAGUAAAAUAAGACAUCGGAAGCCAGGAAAUGAUCUGCAGAGCGUUUCGCAGAUGACAACAUCGAUUGGAACAGCAAAUUGCUACCAUCAGUUGUUCAUUGGAAUUGCAGCAAAAUAAACAAUACGAAGGUCGACUCCGACUAAGGAGAGCACAGGACGUCCCGAUAUGCCUGACAAAUCUAAGAGUGAAAAGGUGACAGUAAAAAGGAGACAGGAGAUGUAUCAGCGAGCGUCAGUAGAUUUAUACAGAAGACUUCGGAUGUUCAGUGAAUCACUGGGAGAUAGGCGAGACGAACGAGAUCGACGAUGGGCGCGCAAGGAAUCCAAAUAUAUGACCAACACGGAGGUAUGAAUGUGCAG